This is a messenger RNA of Aplysia californica (California sea hare), 4035 nucleotides long. RefSeq names its product nuclear cap-binding protein subunit 3. Gene Ontology annotation, cellular component: cytosol; nucleus. Lineage: Eukaryota; Metazoa; Mollusca; Gastropoda; Aplysiida; Aplysiidae. The coding region runs from base 1166 to 3904 and encodes 912 amino acids. The record is from RefSeq and is a predicted model, not a curated record. Gene Ontology annotation, molecular function: RNA 7-methylguanosine cap binding; mRNA binding. The transcript has 12 exons.
GUAUGAGUGCGUGUUGUCGCAGAAAGCAAUACACAUUCCUAACGUGUUGGUUGUUGGGUCUGUGAGGAAAGUGUGUCAUGAACUUCGACCCCAUCGUUAGGGUUUGGAGAGCAUGCGAGUCCUAUAGAUAUCUACAAUCAGGUUUCUCGGCGUUUUUUUUAUUUUUUAAAUAUAAUUUUUACAAUUUUACGAGAAGAGUAUCACACAGAGAGGAACAUUGGACAAGGCUUAAAACUUUGCUGAGCAUUAAAGGCAAAUUUUGAUAGGCUGUGUUAGGUUACUAUCGUUGUAAGCAGCAAUAAUAACAGUGAUUGGAUAAAUGAGUAUAAGUGCGCGUGCUCACUGCGUGCGACUAGAGGCGGGGAGUUCUAAAGCAAACUGAAAACUGCAAGAACGAAACGUAUAAAUUGCAAGUGGGCAGCUUGAUUACCUCUUGAGCUACCCUGCGCUAUACAUCGCCUUACGUACGUAAGUCCCUGCUCUGUCCGCCAGAUUUCAUUGCAGAAUCAUGACUGUAGCCGAGUUAAGGUAAUUGAUGUUUUAUAAAACACGAGUAGAUCUACAUGGUGUAUAAUAUACACGAAUUGUAUUUCUAUUAGCAUAACUAGAUAUUGAUAAACAUUGCAUUACAUGCAGGCCUAGUGGAAGGCUACUAGAUAUAACUUAUCUAAAGGGGACGCAGUUUCCAUCUAAAUAUAUAUGCAUUGUACUAAUAACUAAUUUCUAGAUCAAUAAGGACUUUAAUAAAUGUAGGCCUCUGCUAGACAUGACAAGGUUUGAUUUUAACGUUUAUUAUUAACACGGCUUUCUCAACACUGCAGUAGGCCAACAGCCUACAAGGGUUAUAGGCUAAUAUGUCGUAAUAAUAAUAUAUUUCUUGUUUCAUUUAUCAUCUGGUUCUGGCGUCGCACCAUUCUUGCCCUAUUAUAUCAACAUAGAAAAGAUUUUACUUUUGGUUGAUUUCUCAUGGAUGCUGAAGGCAAAAAUUAAAGGCAACCGUAAAAGUUAAUAGAACGUGUCGUUCUUUAGCCUAGGCCUACUUUCAAAGAGGAUGUUGGCCUAUGAUGUAUGGGUUUGUUUCGUAUUGUCAAAGUACCAAGUACCAAGCCAUGUCAUGCUUUUCUACAUGAUACAUGGGAGGUAACUCGGGUUAUUUUGCGUUACAAUGGCGCAGAGACAGAGACUUCCAAACUUGAAAAUUUGUGUUGACAACACCGAGUCAACAGACGAAUCUGAUGUUGAAGUGCAAGAAUCGAAUUCUUCAGAGUCAGAUGUUGACCCAACGCCACCCCAUAGAGGAGGUAAUUUCAAACGCGCUCUUGAAGAUGGCGAAGUACGGGAGGACGAGCAAGGAGAUGUAUUAUCGAUUUCAGGAGAACCCACAGAACGUAGGUUUUUGUCGAGACGAUCGUAUUUACCUGGGUCCAGACCAGCUGGGGAAGCCGCUCAGUAUGGGCCUCGAGUGUAUGAAAACACAGCUGGAAGUUUUGUGACUGGAAUAGAUGUCACGUCUGAGGCUGCAGUGGAGAAACGUGAGCAGAGAGGCAAGCGGUUUGGGACACUCAGUACACCAAAGCACCCAAUCACAGAUGUAGAUCUGAAAAAUUUGUACAAAAGCCUUGGGAUGAACAUUGACACUCUGGAUCAGGACUCCCGGGGCUGGAGACAGGAGGCCAUCCUGUUGAGGGGCACGGAGAACAUGAGCACCAAGGAUGUCUUCGACUAUUUCUCCGAGUUCUGCCCAAAGGGUGUAGAGUGGAUCGAUGAUAUGACAUGUAAUGUCGUGUGGAUGGACAAGCUGACUCCUGCCCGAGCCUUCCUAAAGCUGAGCUCUUCUGCCGCCGAGGAUGUAUUGGCUGCCAAGGCAGCUAAUGAACAGAACUCGAACAUGGACGGUGUGAGUCCACUGAAUCGUGGCAAGACAGACCAGAUGGAUGCCAGCUGUGGACCCCUGGACUCAAACCCUCAGUCUUCUGCCACCGGAGCUGAUGGUGGAUCUCAAGAACAGAGUGGGUCUCAGUCGGAGCAGCCUCAGCAGCAAGUGCCGGUGUUGAACAUUCAGGAAGAAGAAAAUAUGGAAUUGGACUUUGAUGAUACUCUUGACUUGACCGUGGAAGACCCUAUUGACCAAGCAUUGACCACGUGGACAAAUCAUACGCAAAACAAGAAAAAGCAAACUGAAGACAUUGAAAGUUCGGGAACGUUGGGAGUCAAGGAAGGAGGCACUCUUGGUGCUUCAGGUAGCCGUGAAGCGUUGUCGGAGAAAGAGAAACAGUCUAUGCGGAUUUCUGAAAAAGAGAGUGAUGAGACUCCAGCAACAGAGGAUGUUAGUGUCGGUGUUAAAGGAGGGAGAAAAGUUUCAGACAAGAGAAGUGCUGAUUCGGAGAUUAGAUUAGACUCGAAUGCAGAAGUUGGGAUUCGGAUAAAAAGCGAGGAAGACUUUUCCAAGAGUGGCCAGGGAAAUAAUAAACUGUCCCAAAAAGAAGGUAAGCUGUUGAAAGAAGAUAAAAAGAGCAAAUUGAAAGGGGUCCAGAAAGAGAAGAAAGACAAAUCAAAUAAGUCGUUGAAGAGACCAGAGAAAAUGGAUAUGGAGGGUGGCUCCGACUCGGACAGUAGCUCCUCAUCUUCCUCGUCAUCGUCCUCAUCGUCAUCAGACUCAGGGUCAGGAUCAAGUUCUAGUUCAGAUUCUGACUCCUCCUCCUCCUCCUCAUCUUCAUCAUCCAGCAGGUCAUCAGAAGGCAGCAGGAAAAAGGUUAAAAAGACUGUGUCAGAGAGAAAUAAGGAGAGAGAGGCCCGGAAAAGUGCAAAGAAGCCCCAGGCCCCACCUAUUCCACCCCCCUCAAGAGACCUGAGCGAUAUCCCGUGGCCACCGGGUUUCUGGAGACUUGGUGUUCCCCACAAGAAAGCCGAGUUCUUGUUUCUACGCUACGCUAUGAAAGCUGAUAAGAAACUCCCUGGUGCAGAGAAAAGGAGCCACUACUAUGUCAAACAUGGGAACCCUAAUUUUGGAGGUCUGAAAGGCUUCAUCAGCACUUCAAGGAAGAGACGCCUUAGAAACGUUGAAAGUGAAAAAGCUGAUGAAAGUCUUAACCCAUCGAAUAUGUUUGUUGGUGGUCUGAAAGAGGAGACGGUUGGCGCGAAGUCACGGCUUGCAGGCCGGCUGGGUGUACCUUCCAAACUGAAGAGCAAGAGGGUUGAGAGGGAAGGCCCUCGCGUAAAACUUGCAGAAGGGACAGACCUGAGAGACGUGCUGAACCAAGAUCUGGAUGAGGAUGCGGCCAGGGAGAUAGAGAAUCGUUCAGUUUCCGGUGGCAACUCAGAUGAUGAAAUGGAUUAUGGUGCUGAGCUGGAGAGACUGAUGGGCGAAGAUGGGCCUCCAUCUAAAAAGAGAUUCAUGCGUAUGCACGCGGAUGACGAAGAAGAGAAAAUCAUUGCCCGGAAGGCAUCCAAAGUCAGAGCCAAGGCCAUUAUGCCGUUGAGGGAUUACCACGUUGAUGAUCAUUCCGAGGAGGAGGAGGAAGAGGAAGGCGUGCUAGAGGAGGAGGAAGAGGAGGAGUUUGAACCUCCUCCCCGUCAGCGGCAGUGGGUGGAUUACGACAAUGUGGAGGACGACGACCCUUUUAACUUGUUUGGUACGGCCAAAAGAGACAAUAGUAGUGCAGCAGUGCUGGCUGCCAAACAGCUGAGCGAGGACAGCGAGGAGGAGGAGAGGGGCAUGUACGCAGCUCGUAGGCCGCACGCCAACAACAGAGACAGUCGAAACGAUCGACGCCCUCUCAUGCAGAGAUUGGGGCAGCGGCAGAGAGGUGCGGGAUUUGAGACGUCGUCGGAGAAUGCAGCAGGAACUGUAGAUCUUAGGGCUAAGCUGGUUGGGCGGAGGAGGAACAACAACAGGAAGUGGUAGUUAGAGUUAGUAUGUGUUCUGUCUGAGGAUGUAGAUGUUUGUCAUGAAAAUUGUAAAAAGUCAUAUAUAUGUGAGGCAGCGUGGUAAAAUCAGUGGCUCGUCAAAAUAAUGAAAUCGGAGAAGCAGGCAUU